AAGGCUACAAUCGUGGCCGCCCAUUUCCAAUCUCCGCGGGUGUUCUGCGCAUGCGUUCCGGCGCCGGCGCGGCCUGAUUGGCUACAGUUCGGUUGGUCUGCGCAUGCUUGCGGCGCCGGCGCGGCCUGAUUGGCUGCCGUCGGCUGACUUUGCGCGUGCUUCCUUUUCGCGCGCACUGGAGUUGUGUUGCUCCUCAGCUUCCGUUGUCUCUAGCACGUCUCCAUCCGGGCCCGGGCCCUUGUUCCCUGAUCUCAGAAUGUUCCCGGAACUCAACAACCUUCUCAACACCGCUCCUGACAAGGCGGAGCAGGGGAGAUUGACUCUACUCUGUGAUGCCAGGACUGAUGGCAGUUUCCUUGUACAUCACUUUCUCUCCUUCUACCUCAGAGCUAACUGUAAAGUCUGCUUUGUGGCCCUCAUCCAGUCCUUCAGUCAUUACAAUAUCGUGGCACAGAAACUGGGUGUCAGCCUGACCGCAGCGCGGGACCGGGGACAGCUCGUGUUUCUUGAGGGUCUCAAGUCCUCGGUGGAGGUCUUCUUCCAGACUCCGGAGGAACCACACCCUCUGCAGUUUCUCAGGGAAGCCAAGGCUGGCAACCUGCAGCCUCUGUAUGAGUUUGUGCGGACGGCCCUGACUCCCGGGGAUGACGGGGAAGCUGCAUGGAGGUGCCCGGUGCUGCUGGUGGACGACCUCAGUGUGCUGCUGAGCCUGGGCCUGGGGGCGGUGGCCGUGCUGGACUGGAUGCAGUACUGCAGAGCCACCGUGUGCUGCCAGCUGAAGGGAAACAUAGUGGCCCUCGUACAUGACAGGGAAGACACGGAGGACGAGGAGAAUGACAUCCUGCUGAACGGCCUUAGUCACCAGAGUCACCUGAUCCUGCGGACAGAGGGCCUGGCCACCGGCUUCUGCAGGGAUGUGCACGGACAAGUCCAAUGCUCUGGUCACUGCACUACUUCCUGGUCUGCUGAAGCUGCAGAUUCGGUGGAGACAGCCCACAACCCAGCGGGACCGGAGCCUCACUUAUCAGUACAAGAUACAGGACAAGAACGUGUCCUUUUUUGCUAAAGGACUGGCUCCUGCUGUUCUGUGACCUGACUGAAGGCCGCUGAGACGGACAGUUUGGGAUGUGGAAGAUGAAAGGACUGAGCAGGGACGGGUCAUCACCCCCUCGCAGCGCAUCAUGGGUCACUCGGUCAGCUUUGCUGUGACUGGUUUGGGCCUUUGUUCCCCGGACCCUCUUCAGAAAAUGCAGCGAGGAGCCUGCAGUUCUGCCUCUGUUGAGAGUUGCCACACGUUGAACCUGGUGAAGGGGCUUUCGGAGCCUCCGUGCUUUAGCCCCAACGGCUGACUGCUUCACUGGCCACACCUUUCAGGGUCAGUGUGAGUGUGAGUGGCUGUCUGGGGUGACAGGCAGAGGAUGACCGUCAUAAAGUUCUCAUAUCAAAAAGCCA
Molecule: messenger RNA, 1452 nt
Organism: Erinaceus europaeus (western European hedgehog)
Lineage: Eukaryota; Metazoa; Chordata; Mammalia; Eulipotyphla; Erinaceidae
Gene: ELP6
Product: elongator acetyltransferase complex subunit 6
Exons: 8
Coding region: 104-1066 (320 amino acids)
Biological process (GO): tRNA wobble uridine modification
Cellular component (GO): elongator holoenzyme complex
Source: RefSeq, a predicted model, not a curated record